AUGGGCUUCACUCUGCACUCCGUCUACUUCACCUUGAAGGUGAGUUUGCUGCUGGGCUCCUUGCUGGGUCUCUGUUUGGGUCUGGAGUUCAUGGGCAUCCCCAACCAGUGGGCCCGCUACCUCCGCUGGGAUGCCAGCACUAGGAGUGAACUCAGCUUCCAGUUCAAGACCAACGUCUCUGCUGGGCUGCUCCUCUACUUUGAUGAUGGUGGUGUCUGUGACUUCCUCUGUCUAUCCCUUGUUGAUGGGCGCAUCCAGCUCCAGUUCAGUGUGGACUGUGCAGAGACUACGGUUAUCACAGACAAGCAGGUCAACGACAGCAACUGGCACUUCCUGAUGGUCAGCCGCAAUCACCUUCGGACGGUGCUAGUGCUGGAUGGUGAAGCCAAGCCGGGUGAGGUGCGUCCACAACGCCAGUAUAUGAAUAUCGUCAGUGACCUUUUUGUUGGUGGAGUCCCAUUGGACAUCCGUCCUGCUGCCUUGACCCUUGAUGGUGUUCUGGGUGAGCCUCCAUUUCAAGGAUUUAUCCUGGAUCUGAAAUACGGCAACUUUGAGCCACAGCUGCUGGGCAGUCAAGGGGUACGACUGGAAAUGGAAGGGCUUUGCGCAGAAAACCCAUGUGAAAAUGGUGGCACUUGCUUCCUUCUGGAUGGCGAGCCACACUGUGACUGCUCAGCCACUGGAUAUGCUGGCAAGCUGUGUUCUGAAGAUGUCAAUCAUAUUCCAGGCCUCUCACACCUGAUGAUGGCUGAACAAGCACGAGAUGAGAACAUGGCCACUUUCCGUGGUUCCGAAUACCUUUGCUAUGACCUGUCGCAAAACCCCAUCCAGAGCAGCAGCGAUGAGAUCACGCUCUCCUUCAAGACAUGGCAGCGCAAUGGGCUCAUUCUGCACACCGGCAAGUCAGCUGAUUAUGUCAACCUUGCCCUGAAAGAUGGUGCAGUCUCGUUGGUCAUUAACCUGGGGUCUGGGGCCUUCGAGGCCAUUGUGGAGCCGGUCAAUGGCAAGUUCAAUGACAACGCGUGGCAUGACGUUAAGGUGACACGCAACCUGCGGCAGGUGACAAUCUCUGUGGAUGGCAUCCUUACCACCACAGGCUACACGCAGGAGGACUACACCAUGCUGGGCUCAGAUGACUUCUUUUACGUGGGAGGGAGCCCCAGUACUGCUGAUUUACCUGGCUCUCCAGUAAGCAACAACUUCAUGGGCUGCCUCAAAGAGGUUGUUUAUAAGAAUAAUGACAUUCGUCUGGAGCUGUCUCGCUUGGCACGGAUUGGUGAUACUAAGAUGAAGAUCUAUGGGGAAGUGAAAUUCGUAUGUGAGAAUGUGGCUACACUGGAUCCCAUCAGCUUUGAGACACCUGAGGCCUAUAUUAGUCUGCCUAAAUGGAAUACCAAAAGGAUGGGCUCUAUCUCAUUUGAUUUCCGAACCACUGAACCCAAUGGACUGAUCCUUUUCACCCAUGGCAAGCCUCAGGAGAGGAAAGAUGCCAGGAGCCAGAAAAAUACAAAGGUAGACUUCUUUGCAGUUGAGCUUCUAGAUGGAAACCUCUACUUGCUGCUGGACAUGGGCUCUGGAACCAUUAAAGUCAAGGCCACUCAGAAGAAAGCCAAUGAUGGAGAGUGGUAUCAUGUGGAUAUUCAACGAGAUGGAAGAUCAGGUACUAUAUCAGUGAACAGCAGACGCACCCCGUUCACUGCUAGUGGGGAGAGUGAGAUCCUAGAUCUGGAAGGCGACAUGUACCUCGGUGGGCUGCCUGAGAACCGGGCAGGACUCAUCCUUCCCACAGAGCUCUGGACAGCAAUGCUGAACUAUGGCUACGUUGGCUGUAUCCGAGACUUGUUCAUCGAUGGAAGAAGCAAGAACAUCCGGCAGCUGGCAGAGGCGCAGAAUGCCGCAGGAGUCAAGUCCUCCUGCUCCCGCCUCAGCACCAAGCAGUGCGACAGUUACCCGUGUAAGAAUAAUGCAGUCUGCAAGGAUGGCUGGAACCGCUUCAUUUGUGACUGCACUGGCACCGGCUAUUGGGGUAGAACGUGUGAGCGAGAGGCCUCUAUCUUGAGCUAUGAUGGCAGUAUGUACAUGAAGAUCAUCAUGCCUAUGGUCAUGCAUACAGAAGCAGAAGACGUGUCCUUCCGUUUCAUGUCCCAGCGCGCUUAUGGGCUGUUGAUGGCAACGACCUCACGAGACUCUGCUGACACUCUGCGCCUGGAGCUGGAUGGAGGCCGUGUCAAACUUAUGGUCAAUUUAGACUGUAUCAGGAUAAACUGUAACGCCAGCAAGGGACCUGAAACUCUUUAUGCUGGGCAGAAACUCAAUGACAACGAGUGGCACACUGUUCGGGUAGUUCGGCGAGGAAAGAGCCUCAAGCUGAUGGUGGAUGAUGAUGUUGCUGAGGGCACAAUGGUUGGUGAUCACACCCGCUUGGAGUUCCACAACAUCGAGACAGGGAUUAUGACGGAGAAACGGUACAUCUCUGUCAUCCCCUCCAGCUUUAUUGGCCACCUCCAGAGCCUCAUGUUCAAUGGGAUGCUCUACAUUGACCUGUGCAAGAAUGGUGACAUUGACUAUUGUGAGCUGAAGGCACGCUUUGGUCUCCGCAACAUUAUAGCUGACCCUGUGACGUUCAAGACCAAGAGCAGCUACCUGAGCUUGGCCACCUUGCAGGCUUAUACAUCCAUGCACCUCUUCUUUCAGUUUAAGACCACCUCAGCUGACGGUUUCAUCCUCUUUAAUAGUGGUGAUGGCAAUGACUUUAUCGCAGUUGAACUAGUCAAGGGGUAUAUACACUAUGUGUUUGACCUUGGAAACGGACCUAAUGUUAUCAAAGGCAACAGUGAUCGUCCUCUUAAUGACAACCAAUGGCACAAUGUUGUCAUCACCAGAGAUAACAGUAACACACACAGCCUAAAGGUGGACACCAAGGUGGUCACUCAGGUUAUCAAUGGUGCCAAAAAUCUGGAUCUUAAAGGUGAUCUCUACAUUGCUGGCCUAGCUCAAGGCAUGUAUAGCAACCUCCCGAAGCUAGUGGCCUCACGUGAUGGAUUUCAGGGCUGUCUGGCAUCUGUGGACUUGAAUGGGCGCCUGCCUGAUCUAAUCAAUGACGCUCUGCACCGCAGUGGGCAGAUUGAGCGUGGAUGCGAAGGACCGAGCACUACCUGCCAGGAAGAUUCCUGUGCGAAUCAGGGCAUCUGUAAUCAGCAGUGGGAAGGCUUCACCUGUGAUUGCUCCAUGACUUCAUAUUCUGGGAGCCAGUGUAAUGACCCUGGUGCCACAUAUAUAUUUGGGAAGAGUGGAGGUCUCAUCCUGUACACCUGGCCAGCUAAUGACAGACCAAGCACAAGGACAGACCGUCUUGCUGUGGGCUUCAGCACAACAGUGAAGGAUGGCAUUCUUGUUCGGAUUGACAGUGCCCCUGGGCUUGGUGAUUUUCUGCAGCUGCACAUAGAGCAAGGCAAGAUUGGUGUAGUCUUCAAUAUUGGCACAGUGGACAUCUCUAUUAAAGAGGAAAGCACACCUGUAAAUGAUGGCAAAUACCACGUGGUACGCUUUACCAGGAAUGGUGGCAAUGCCACACUUCAGGUUGACAGCUGGCCAGUGAAUGAACACUACCCAACAGGCAACACUGAUAGUGAACGGUUCCAAAUGGUAAAACAGAAAAUCCCCUUCAAAUAUAACCGGCCUGUAGAGGAGUGGCUGCAGGAAAAAGGACGACAGUUAACGAUCUUCAACACCCAGGCGCAAAUAGCCAUAGGAGGGAAGGACAGAGGGCGUCUCUUCCAAGGCCAGCUCUCCGGUCUCUAUUACAAUGGCUUGAAAGUGCUGAACAUGGCAGCAGAGAACAACCCCAACAUUAAAAUCAAUGGAAGUGUCCGACUCGUUGGGGAAGUCCCUUCCAUCUUGGGAACAACACCCACAACCUCUGUGCCACCGGAAAUGUCUACUACAGUCAUGGAAACCACAACUACAAUGGCCACCACUACAACGCGAAAAAAUCGUUCACCACCCAGCAUCCAGCCUACAACAGAUGACAUCGUUUCAUCAGCUGAAUGUUCCAGUGAUGAUGAAGAUUUCAUUGACUGUGAGCCCAGUACAGAUAAGAGUCUUUCCACUUCAAUCUUCGAAGGUGGCUACAAAGCACACGCACCCAAGUGGGAAUCCAAGGACUUUAGACCUAACAAAGUCUCCGAAACUGGUAGGACUACUACCACGUCUUUGUCCCCUGAGCUGAUCCGCUCCACAGCUUCGUCCUCGACUGGGAUGGUGCCCAAAUUGCCAGCCGGCAAAAUGAAUAACCGUGAGCUCAAACCCCAGCCUGACAUAGUCUUGCUUCCGUUGCCCACUGCCUAUGAGCUAGACAGCACAAAGCUGAAGAGCCCGCUAAUCACUUCCCCCAUGUUCCGUAAUGUGCCCACAGCAAACCCCACGGAGCCAGGAAUCAGACGGGUUCCGGGGGCCUCAGAGGUGGUCCGCGAGUCAAGCAGCACAACGGGGAUGGUCGUCGGCAUUGUGGCUGCUGCCGCCCUCUGCAUCCUCAUCCUCCUGUACGCCAUGUACAAGUACAGGAACAGGGACGAGGGGUCCUAUCAGGUGGACGAGACGCGGAACUACAUCAGCAACUCAGCCCAGAGCAAUGGCACGCUCGUGAAGGAGAAGCAGCAGAGCUCAAAGAGUGGCCACAAGAAACAGAAAAACAAGGACAAAGAGUAUUAUGUGUAA
Gymnogyps californianus (California condor) is the source of this 4716-nucleotide messenger RNA. It is a transcript of the gene NRXN3, whose product is annotated as neurexin 3. The transcript has 21 exons. The record is from RefSeq and is a predicted model, not a curated record. Bases 1 to 4716 code for a protein of 1571 amino acids. NCBI's taxonomy places the organism in Eukaryota, Metazoa, Chordata, Aves, Accipitriformes, Cathartidae.